Molecule: messenger RNA, 1257 nt
Organism: Blepharisma stoltei
Lineage: Eukaryota; Ciliophora; Heterotrichea; Heterotrichida; Blepharismidae
Source: the annotation of a GenBank genome assembly
AUGGAUGAACUUGCAAGUGUCUUUCAAAAUGUCAAAUUUAGCUGUCAUUCAGAGUUAAAAAGCUUUUUCUGGGCUCAAAUAGCAAAGCGAGCCCUAACAAAUAAAGAAAAUUGCAAUGAAAACCUAAGAAAAAUGCAAAAUGAUACAGAGAUAAAAAUCAGCAAAAUUUUAUCAUACGAAGCCAAGUUGGAAGAAUUCUUUAACCGAUCUCAAGCAAGCAAUUCUAAGUAUCCUUUAGAAGAAUAUUGCAGCGACGAUAUAGAAAUCGAUCAAGGAGGACUCAAUAGCUUAAUAGAAAAAAUAAAAGAGCUAUCAAAAGAUUUUACAAAUUCAGUGAAAUCUACUGAAGAAAACAAAAUUUUUGAAUUCUUAUGUGGGUGUGAUAACGAAAUCAAAGCAGCCUGUUAUCUUUAUGCGUACCUUUAUAAAGAGUCUUUUGAUAGGUUAAUUUCAAAAAUCAAAAGCAGAUCAGGCUCUUCAUUAUUCUGUUGCAAGUAUCUCUAUAACAUCUCUGAAGCUCCAGGAAAGAAAACCCGCCUGGUUUCUUAUGAUGCAGACACACUCAAGCUAAAAGUCACAUAUUUAGAUACACCUGAGCCUCUUCACAUCCACACAUGCGUAGCACAGCUUCCGAACAAUAAAAUUUUCUGUUUUGGGAAUUCUUGCCCAGUUUCAGGAAUCACGCUUAUAAUAGACUCAAAUUGCGACACUAAACGAUUAGCCAAUGGAACUCCUUGCUUUGACGCUGGAGCAGCCUACUUAAACAACGCAGUUUAUGCUUUCGGAGGUAUUACAAAAAAUUCUAAUUCGCCAUCAAAUUUUGCUGAAAUGUUUGAUUUAACCAAAAAUAAAUGGUACAGUAUACAGCCCCUACCAGCAAGUUCUCGAUGGUGUUCUUGUGUUCCAUUUAACCGAAGUAUUUUAGUUACAGGGAAUUUGCAUUCAAAAAUAUAUCAAUAUGACACAAUCAUUGAUAGCUUUACUGAGCUUCCAAUUGAGCUGAAGCGAGGUGAAAAAAUCCUUUUUAUUGCAAACUUCAAAGUUUAUGCGAUUGAUGACACACAGACAGUUUAUGAGAGUGAGGUCGGAAAUGAAUAUUCCUGGAAGAAAACAAAGAUAUCAGGAUGUAUAGCCUCUAUUCAAAACUAUAAAACUUUUCAUAAGGACUGCAUUUAUUCAAGUGGGAUAAAUCAGUAUUCAAAGUUUUGCUAUUACAAGUUCAAUUUGAGUGAGAAAAAGCUGGAAUAUCUAGAAUAA